Carassius gibelio (silver crucian carp) is the source of this 4185-nucleotide messenger RNA. Its product is annotated as fibroin heavy chain-like. The transcript is spliced from 3 exons. The record is from RefSeq and is a predicted model, not a curated record. Gene Ontology annotation, molecular function: peptidase inhibitor activity. Gene Ontology annotation, cellular component: extracellular region. Lineage: Eukaryota; Metazoa; Chordata; Actinopteri; Cypriniformes; Cyprinidae. Bases 169 to 4056 code for a protein of 1295 amino acids.
UUGAUCAGGGUUGGAACUGAACUGUUUUCCUUGGAUCUUUAAAACCCCAUUUUACAGAGGUUGAUUUUGCAGCAACACUUAUUCGUUUUAGUUUUGUGCGCUUUGCUGUCUGUUUAUCCUGACGCAUCAAUUCAGUGCAUUUUCCAGCAGAGAUCGCAGGCUGGGACGAUGACGGCUCGAGUGUGUUUCUCGUUGACUGCUGUUUUUUUGUGUCUGUUCGGAUACUUGAGCAUAACUCAUGCUAUUCAAAGACGAACCACAGUGGACGGUUUCUGUCCGGCGAGGCUGACGGUCGUGCCGUCCCAUCGAGGGUGUUCCUCUGAUGAAGACUGCCCUGGAGGGCACAAAUGCUGUCGAUUUGACUGUGGGCCUGUUUGCGUGCUGCCCGUUUUCAUGAAGCCGGGUCAGUGUCCCAUACCGGAAAUGAUUCCACUGUGUGCUAAAAGCUGUUUCCAUGAUGGCCAGUGUCCUGACACACAGAAAUGUUGCCCAACCACCGGUGGCUUUGCAUGCAGUGAACCACGUGGUCAGGAAAGAGGUCAGGCAAGUUGUCAAGGAAGCGGCUCUGGUCAGGGCGCCGGACAGGGAAGCGGUUAUGGCCAGGGCGCCGGAGCGGGACAGGGAAGCGGUUAUGGCCAGGGCGCCGGAGCGGGACAGGGUAGCGGCAUUGGUUUGGGCCAGGGAAGCGGUUAUGGCCAGGGAAGCGGUUAUGGCCAGGGUGCAGGAGCGGGACAGGGAAGCGGCAUUGGUUCGGGACAGGGAAGCGGUUAUGGCCAGGGAAGUGGCCAGGGAAGCGGUUAUGGCCAGGGUGCAGGAGCGGGACAGGGAAGCGGUUAUGGCCAGGGCGCCGGAGCGGGACAGGGUAGCGGCAUUGGUUUGGGACAGGGAAGCGGUUAUGGCCAGGGAAGUGGCCAGGGAAGCGGUUAUGGCCAGGGCGCCGGAGCGGGACAGGGAAGCGGCAUUGGUUCGGGACAGGGAAGCGGUUAUGGCCAGGGCGCCGGAGCGGGACAGGGAAGCGGUUAUGGCCAGGGCGCCGGAGCGGGACAGGGAAGCGGUUAUGGCCAGGGCGCCGGAGCGGGACAGGGAAGCGGUUAUGGCCAGGGAAGUGGCCAGGGAAGCGGUUAUGGCCAGGGAAGUGGCCAGGGAAGCGGUUAUGGCCAGGGUGCAGGAGCGGGACAGGGAAGCGGUUAUGGCCAGGGCGCCGGAGCGGGACAGGGAAGCGGAGCUGGUCAGGGAAGUGGCCAGGGAAGCGGUUAUGGCCAGGGCGCCGGAGCGGGACAGGGAAGCGGUUAUGGCCAGGGAAGUGGCCAGGGAAGCGGUUAUGGCCAGGGUGCAGGAGCGGGACAGGGAAGCGGUUAUGGCCAGGGUGCAGGAGCGGGACAGGGAAGCGGUUAUGGUCAGGGCGCCGGAGCGGGACAGGGAAGCGGUUAUGGCCAGGGCGCCGGAGCGGGACAGGGAAGCGGAGCUGGUCAGGGAAGUGGCCAGGGAAGCGGUUAUGGCCAGGGCGCCGGAGCGGGACAGGGAAGCGGUUAUGGCCAGGGCGCCGGAGCGGGACAGGGAAGCGGUUAUGGCCAGGGCGCCGGCGCGGGACAGGGAAGCGGCGCUGGACAGGGAAGCGGCGCUGGACAGGGAAGCGGCGCUGGACAGGGAAGCGGCGCUGGACAGGGAAGCGGAGCUGGACAGGGAAGUGGCCAGGGCGCUGGAGCUGGUCAGGGAAGCGGGGCUGGUCAGGGCGCUGGAGCUGGUCAGGGAAGCGGAGCUGGACAGGGAAGCGGUCAGGGCGCUGGAGCUGGACAGGGAAGCGGUCAGGGCGCUGGAGCUGGACAGGGAAGCGGUCAGGGCGCUGAAGCUGGACAGGGAAGCGGAGCUGGACAGGGAAGUGGUCAGGGUGCUGGAGCUGGACAGGGAAGUGGUCAGGGCGCUGGAGCUGGACAGGGAAGCGGAGCUGGACAGGGAAGUGGUCAGGGCGCUGGAGCUGGACAGGGAAGCGGAGCUGGACAGGGAAGUGGUCAGGGCGCUGGAGCUGGACAGGGAAGCGGAGCUGGACAGGGAAGUGGUCAGGGCGCUGGAGCUGGUCAGGGAAGCGGAGCUGGACAGGGAAGUGGCCAGGCAAGCGGAGCUGGACAGGGAAGCGGAGCUGGACAGGGAAGUGGCCAGGGCGCUGGAGCUGGUCAGGGAAGCGGGGCUGGUCAGGGCGCUGGAGCUGGUCAGGGAAGCGGGGCUGGACAGGGAAGCAGUCAGGGCGCUGGAGCUGGACAGGGAAGCGGAGCUGGACAGGGAAGCGGCCAGGGCGCUGGAGCUGGACAGGGAAGCGGAGCUGGACAGGGAAGCGGCCAGGGCGCUGGAGCUGGACAGGGAAGCGGAGCUGGACAGGGAAGCGGCCAGGGCGCUGGAGCUGGUCAGGGCGCUGGAACUGGUCAGGGAAGUGGACAGGGAAGCGGAGCAGGUCAGGGCGCUGGAGCUGGCCAGGGAAACGGAGCUGGUCAGGGCGCUGGAGCUGGUCAGGGAAGUGGACAGGGAAGCGGAGCUGGACAGGGAAGUGGCCAGGGCGCUGGAGCUGGUCAGGGAAGCGGGGCUGGUCAGGGCGCUGGGGCUGGUCAGGGAAGCGGAGCUGGUCAGGGAAGCGGAGCUGGACAGGGCGCUGGAGCUGGUCAUGGAGCUGGACAGGGCGCUGGAGCUGGUCAUGGAGCUGGACAGGGCGCUGGAGCUGGACAGGGAAGCGGUCAGGGCGCUGGAGCUGGACAGGGAAGCGGUCAGGGCGCUGGAGCUGGACAGGGAAGCGGAGCUGGACAGGGAAGUGGUCAGGGCGCUGGAGCUGGACAGGGAAGCGGAGCUGGACAGGGAAGUGGUCAGGGUACUGGAGCUGGACAGGGAAGUGGUCAGGGUACUGGAGCUGGUCAGGGAAGCGGAACUGGACAGGGAAGUGGCCAGGCAAGCGGAGCUGGACAGGGAAGUGGCCACGGCGCUGGAGCUAGUCAGGGAAGUGGGGCUGGUCAGGGCGCUGGAGCUGGUCAGGGAAGCUGGGCUGGUCAGGGCGCUGGAGCUGGUCAGGGAAGCGGGGCUGGACAGGGAAGCGGUCAGGGCGCUGGAGCUGGACAGGGAAGCGGGGCUGGACAGGGAAGCGGUCAGGGCGCUGGAGCUGGACAGGGAAGCGGAGCUGGACAGGGAAGCGGCCAGGGCGCUGGAGCUGGACAGGGAAGCGGAGCUGGACAGGGAAGCGGCCAGGGCGCUGGAGCUGGACAGGGAAGCGGAGCUGGACAGGGAAGCGGCCAGGGCGCUGGAGCUGGACAGGGAAGCGGAGCUGGACAGGGAAGCGGCCAGGGCGCUGGAGCUGGACAGGGAAGCGGAGCUGGACAGGGAAGCGGUCAGGGCGCUGGAGCUGGACAGGGAAGCGGAGCUGGACAGGGAAGCGGUCAGGGCGCUGGAGCUGGACAGGGAAGCGGAGCUGGACAGGGAAGCGGUCAGGGCGCUGGAGCUGGACAGGGAAGCGGAGCUGGACAGGGAAGCGGUCAGGGCGCUGGAGCUGGACAGGGAAGCGGAGCUGGACAGGGAAGCGGUCAGGGCGCUGGAGCUGGACAGGGAAGCGGAGCUGGACAGGGAAGCGGUCAGGGCGCUGGAGCUGGACAGGGAAGCGGUCAGGGCGCUGGAGCUGGACAGGGAAGCGGUCAGGGCGCUGGAGCUGGACAGGGAAGCGGAGCUGGACAGGGAAGCGGAGCUGGACAGGGAAGCGGCCAUGGAAGCGGAGCUGGACAGGGAAGCGGCCAUGGAAGCGGAGCUGGACAGGGAAGCGGCCAUGGAAGCGGAGCUGGACAGGGAAGCGGCCAUGGAAGCGGAGCUGGACAGGGAAGCGGCCAUGGAAGCGGAGCUGGACAGGGAAGCGGCCAUGGAAGAGGAGCUGGUCAAGGCGCAGGAGCUGGUGAGGGCGCUGCUCAGGGAAGCGGCCAGGGCGCAGGACAUGGCAGCGGUGCUGGACAGGGAUGCGGCCGAGGGAAUUGUCAUGGAUGUGGCCAAGGUCAAUGUUGUGGUCAGGGACAUGUUAAUGGUAAUUUAGCAUAAUAUUUUCUGGAGAUCUUUUCCACUCCUUCAUUCAAAUGGCAUGUUUUCCCUUUUUGCUCAUGUGGUUUAGAAUUUCUGUCUCUACCACCUCAAAUUAAAAAAAAAUAAAACUGCUUGAUUUGAAAAGUU